AUGGUCUGGCUCGCCAUCAGACACAGAAGUGCUUUAGAGGAGGUUUUCCUCCUCAAGCCCUUGGCAUUCCAAGGACAUCAGCAGGCCUUUGCCAAGGCUGAGGUGCUGGGGGCUGUUGUUUUCACAGACAUCCUGGAGCCUAGCCAGGAGAUGGGGGAACAGCCCACCCACCUCAAAGGCCUAGAGUCUGUGGGCUCCCGGGGCUGCUGCCCCCAGGGUGUGGUACAGGACUGGACAGGACACUGCGGUUCCAGCAGCCGCCUCGCUGCACCCCCAACGCCGGGGACUGGAGGAGACCUGAGGGGCCUUGAAGAAGAGACCCGAGUCUGGCUCCCGCUUCAGCCGCUGUCCUUGGUGCCCAGCGCCCUGCGGGAACCGUGUGCAAUUCACUGUGAGACCCUCCGAAGGCCCCGCGAUGGUGAGUGCGGGAUCGGGAGGGGUCCCGAGAAGCGGGAGAGGCUGUCGCAAAGCGACUGGAGACCCCUAUCACGACCCGGGGCCGGGCUCCUGGCUCGGGCCUCUCCGCAUCUCUCUGGAGCCCGAGUCCCCUCAGGUCCCACUGGGUGCAAUGGGCAAGGGCCGGAGGCCGUAGCUGGGACCCCGGUUCCCGUUCGGUUCUGGCCCUGCAUGGCGACCCUGGCCCGGCCCGCGGCCUCCCAGAUGCUCGGUGAUGGCCGGAGAGUGAUGGAGAGCUCAGCCUCAAAUGACUUGAUGACCUUUGAGGAGGUUUCUGUGAACUUUACCCAGGAGGCGUGGGCUCUGUUGCAUCCUUCUCAGAAGAGGCUUUACAGGGAUGUGGAUCCGGGAAACCUUCCAGAACUUGACCUCUACAGUUCCAUUCAAAUCCACGAGCGAACUCACACUGGAAAGAAACCCUAUCAAUGUAGAGAAUGUGGGAAAGCCUUCAUCUCCCACACGAGCAUGUAAACCCACAUGUUCACACACAACAAAGACCGAUCUUAUAAGUGUAAGGAGCGUGUGAGCCUUCAUUCGCCCCAGUUUUCACACAUCCAUGAGCAAAUUCACACCGGAGAGAAACCUUAUGGAUAUAAACAAUGUGGCAAAGCCUUCCAAUGUUCCACAUCUGUUCAGAUCCACAAAAGAAAUCACACUGGCGAGAAGCCCUACAAGUGGGAGUGUGGGAAAGCCUUCAGCACGUGGCCAGCCUUUCAAGUCCACACGAGGAUCCACACAGGGGAGAAGCCCUAUUGAUGCAAAGAAUGUGGGACCUUUAAUCACCUUAGCUACCAUCAGGUUCAUGAGUGAACCCACACCGGAGAAAAACCCUACGAAUGUAAAAACUGUGGAAAGACUUUCACCUUCAUUUCUCUGGGGAACUUUCAGGGAGACAUGAUCACCCACACUGGGGAUAGGUCUUAUAAAUGUCAGGGAUGUGGGAAAGCGUUCAUUUUCCUCAGCGCGUUUCGAACCCAUGAGAGGACUCACACUGGAAAACCAUACAAGUGUAAAUGGUGUGGCAAGGCCUUCAGUUGUUCCAGUUACGCUCAGAUCCAUGAGAGAAUGCACACUGAGAGAAUGCACACUGGAGAGAAGCCCUAUGGGUGUAAGGAGUGUGGCAAAGCGUUCAUCUAUCCCACCAGCUUCCAAGGCCACAUGAAAAUUCACAUGGGAGAGAAGCCUGUAGUCUCCGAAGCUGCUUCCAACGACAUGAAAGAACUCACAGUAAGAGAAGCUUUUCCAGUGCAAGCAGUGUGGAAAAGCCUUCACUUUGUCCACUUCCUUAAAUAA
Molecule: messenger RNA, 1749 nt
Organism: Perognathus longimembris pacificus (Pacific pocket mouse)
Lineage: Eukaryota; Metazoa; Chordata; Mammalia; Rodentia; Heteromyidae
Gene: Znf563
Product: zinc finger protein 563
Biological process (GO): regulation of transcription by RNA polymerase II
Molecular function (GO): RNA polymerase II cis-regulatory region sequence-specific DNA binding; DNA-binding transcription factor activity
Source: RefSeq, a predicted model, not a curated record